This is a messenger RNA of Aspergillus ochraceoroseus IBT 24754, 2017 nucleotides long. RefSeq names its product imidazoleglycerol-phosphate synthase. Gene Ontology annotation, molecular function: oxo-acid-lyase activity; imidazoleglycerol-phosphate synthase activity. The transcript is spliced from 3 exons. Lineage: Eukaryota; Fungi; Ascomycota; Eurotiomycetes; Eurotiales; Aspergillaceae. Gene Ontology annotation, biological process: L-histidine biosynthetic process. Bases 151 to 1812 code for a protein of 553 amino acids. The record is from RefSeq and is a predicted model, not a curated record.
GUGGGGUCAAUUGAGAAGACGAUUAUUCUGGGAUUCCAAUUGAGUCACUCUUGUCUAAAAAUUUGGAUACAGAACCGAUUCAUUUUCUUCAAUCGAUUGAGUAUAUAUUCCAGAAGGUGUCAGUGCACCGCGCAUUGAGCACCUGUCAACAUGCCUACCGUCCAUUUGCUCGACUACGUUGCUGGAAAUGUCCGUUCUCUGGUGAAUGCGAUUAACAAAGUCGGCUACGAAGUCGAAUGGGUGAAAUCUCCCGAAGAUUUGAAGAAUGUCGAGAAACUUAUCCUACCCGGAGUCGGCCAUUUCGGCCAUUGCCUUUCACAACUUUCGAGCGGGGGCUAUCUAGAGCCUAUUAGACAGCAUAUCGCUUCUGGGAAACCAUUUAUGGGUAUUUGCGUUGGUUUACAAGCUCUUUUCGAGGGUUCAGAGGAGGACCCCGAUGUUCCAGGUCUGGGAGUGAUUCCAGUGCGCAUGCAGAAGUUCAACUCUGAAACAAAAAGCGUACCUCAUAUUGGCUGGAACUCCGCAAUGAACACCCGCAUCAACUCAUCCGGGGGUCAGAGCUUUUACGGACUGAAUCCCAGCAGCAAGUACUACUAUGUUCAUUCCUAUGCCGCUCUUUACGAACCCAACGUUCUCGAACAAGACGGUUGGUAUGUUGCUACAGCGAAGUACGGCGAGGAGGAGUUCAUUGGUGCCAUAGCGCGAGGAAAUAUUUUUGCAACCCAAUUCCACCCCGAGAAAAGUGGUCAGGCUGGACUCCGGACAAUUCGCGCUUUCUUGGAUGGUGAUCGAUUCCAGACACUUUCUACAGAAGACUCGGCCCACCAGGCAGAGAAAAGUGGGCUCACUCGUCGAAUCAUUGCUUGUCUCGAUGUCCGCACAAACGACGACGGGGAUCUCGUGGUCACAAAAGGCGAUCAAUACGAUGUCCGGGAAAAGAGCGAUGCGGAUGCUGGAGGGCAAGUAAGAAAUCUGGGAAAGCCUGUUGAUAUGGCUAAGAAGUAUUAUGAACAAGGGGCCGAUGAAGUUACAUUCCUUAACAUUACCUCGUUCAGAAACUGCCCAGUGGCUGACCUACCUAUGCUUGAGAUUCUGAGAAGAACAUCAGAGACUGUCUUUGUUCCUCUGACUAUCGGCGGUGGGAUCAGGGAUACCGUGGACACGGAUGGCACUCAGAUUUUGGCUCUAGAAGUGGCAACCAUGUACUUCAAGUCCGGUGCAGAUAAGGUCAGCAUUGGCUCGGAUGCUGUAACUGCUGCCGAGGAGUUUUAUGCAGCUGGUGGAGUUUUGUCUGGCAAAACAGCUAUCGAAUCGAUAUCAAAGGCGUACGGGAACCAAGCAGUCGUUGUCAGCGUCGACCCCAAACGCGUAUACGUGAACAGCCCGGAGGACACAAAGCACAGCACAAUCAAAACGGAAUACCCGAACGCUGCUGGACAGACCUUUUGCUGGUACCAGUGCACGGUCAAGGGCGGCAGAGAGACCCGAGACAUAGAUGUCUGCCAGCUAGCGAAAGCAGUUGAGGCAAUGGGUGCUGGCGAGAUUCUACUGAAUUGUAUUGACAAAGAUGGAAGCAAUAGCGGGUUUGAUUUGGAACUCAUCAAUCACGUCAAAGCUGCAGUCACGAUACCCGUGAUUGCCUCCAGCGGAGCUGGCAGACCACAGCAUUUUGCAGAAGUUUUUGAGAAGACCACUACUGAUGCAGCUCUAGGUGCUGGCAUGUUCCAUCGUGGAGAGUACACUGUUGGUGAAGUGAAGGACUAUCUCAAUAGUAGGGAUUUCCUGGUUCGUAGAUUUGAACCUGAUAUUUAACUAGAGGAGCAGAAUGGAUUUUGUAAUAUUCAGGAAAGAAAAGAAUGUUACUUUAGCUGGGCUGACUGUUCUAAAAUUAGAGCAUAGAAUAUGUAUAUAGAAAUGGUUAUUCUUCCUCUAACUAACUACCUAGGUAGGUUAGAAAAGGAUGUAUUUCUUUUAGAUAGUUAGCGUAUCCUUACCUGCUUCCACCGCCUUGUCUGAC